Messenger RNA from Penicillium odoratum, 1050 nucleotides. RefSeq names its product FAD-dependent oxidoreductase. Gene Ontology annotation, molecular function: FAD binding; D-amino-acid oxidase activity. The record is from RefSeq and is a predicted model, not a curated record. Lineage: Eukaryota; Fungi; Ascomycota; Eurotiomycetes; Eurotiales; Aspergillaceae. The coding region runs from base 1 to 1050 and encodes 349 amino acids. The transcript has 3 exons.
AUGUCCGACCACGAGACCAUCGUGAUCAUAGGAGCCGGUGUAAUAGGCCUAUCAACCGCACUAUGUCUCCAACAACACCUAAGUCCCACACAAUCAGUCAUUCUAGUUGCCAGAGACUUCCCUUCCGACACUUCCGUCAACUAUGCCUCCCCAUGGGCCGGAGCGCAUUAUCGGCCCGUCCCGGGGUCCUCGCCACAAGCGCUCCGUGAGGCAGGCCAGGCGCAGCGUACUUAUGAGUUUAUGAAGCGAGUCGCCGCUGAUGAGCCGGGCGCGGGUGUCAGCUUCAUACAGGGCGUUGAGCACCUCGAAGCUCCGCCGGUUGACUACUUGGAUGCGCAAAGUGUGCGGAAUGUUUAUGACCAUCUUGAUGGAUUCCGUCAUCUUGCGAGUGAAGAGGUGCCUGAUGGUGUGAAAUGGGGUGUGCAGUAUGGGACCUAUGUGGUUAAUUCUCCAGUUUAUUGUGCGCAUAUGCUAAGGAAGUUUGUCUUGAAGGGUGGGGAGACCAGACAGUAUACUCUUGCGAAUAUCAAAGAGGCAUUUUCUUUAGCGCCGAAUGUGAGGACUGUGGUUAAUUGUUCAGGGGUUGGAUUUGACGAUCCAAAAUCGAUGAUUAUCAGAGGUCAAACAUGCCUCGUUCGCAAUCCUGUCUCGGCGACUAUCACACGCCAAAAUGAGGAUGGAUCCUGGUCAUUUUGUAUCCCACGUCCACUAGAUGGUGGGACAGUCAUUGGCGGGACGAAGGAGAUAGAUAACUGGGACCCCAAUCCGUCAUUGGAGACUCGAGCAAGACUCCUUGCUAAUGCGACGAAGUGGUUCCCUUUUACCACAGAUAGUGGUGGCAAGUUUGAUGUGAUUCGUGAUAUAGUCGGGAGAAGACCUGCCCGGGAGGGCGGGAUGCGCAUUGAAGUUGAGAACCUUGGGGAUGGUAAGCGGGUGGUUCAUGCAUAUGGUGCUGGGGGACGUGGCUUCGAGCUCUCGCGAGGUGUGGCGGAGGACACUGCCGCGUUGAUGCUGGAGAAUGGAAUUUUGCAAGAGAAGGCGGCGCUGUAG